UUUGGCGGGAACGCGAGAAGUGACGUUGUGUGUUUUGUUUUAUUUUGUCUAUUUAGUGUUUCUUCAGGUUUAAAUGUGUAAUAACGGUGGUUUAUUAACUGUUCAAUAUCUGUGUGAAAGUGCACAAAUGUGGAAAAAUGAAACAAAGCCGCUGGACGUAACUUCUCGAGAUCCUCCAAAAAGUCAACUGAAAAAGUCUCAGUAAAUGACGACCACUUUACUGAAAUUAUAUUCCAUCCCAAAUCAUCUCAUCUCAUUUAAUUUCGUUUUCAUUUCAUUGCAUUUUAUGCCAUGUUUCAUAUUAAUCAACUUCAUUUCAUAAUAUCAUUUUACGUAUAAAAAAUAUAUAUAAAAGAUUAGGCUGUAUCGUAUGAUACCUUUGCCUUUCCAAUUGCAAAAAUAAAACUACUACUACCUAUGGUCUCGAUUAGUGUGACCAUAUGUGGCAAGAUCCUGCCAUUUUGGCAGGAUUGGACUCAUUUUAGCUUUUGGCAGUUUUUUGGCAGUAUUGGGAUAAAGAAAAUAAACAAACGAAACAAACGAUUAAUAUUAAGCACCAAUUUUUUUAUAACUACUUGUAAAAUGUUACGUGCUCCGUGCGUGAAAUUUAAUUUAAGAUAGGCUUUAUGAUCUUGUAACCAUUGGCCAUAAAUAAAUAAAUAAAGGUUAUUAUGUGACAGCUGUCCCGAUUAAAACAAUAGUCUUUACCAUAGAUUAUACACAUAAUAUAUUGAAUUAUGCUAUCUUUACCAACUCUUUCUUCAAUUUAUCAUUUCAAAGAAAUCUUAAAUCAAUGAUUAUAACACACUAUUAUUUACCACAAAAUUUUUAUAGGUAUUUUUGAUAAUAAAGAACAUUAAUUGUUUAAAGUUUGCUACUUCUACAUACGUUAAUGUUUGCCUCGUCUUUUUCACAUAAUAAUCCAAAAAUGACCUACGACUUCAAGGAAUUUGAAAAAAAUUCUUCUGAUGAUGAAAGUAUCUCUAGUGAUGGCACAGAAGAGGAUUUUAACAUGUCUGAUGAUGGGGAUGAUGACAGCCCUAUUGAAGAAUCUGUAGUUGAAGACGACAUUGAGGAAGAAGAUGAAGUGGUAAAAGCAAUUAAAGCUGAAAAAAAAAGAGAAAGAGAUCACCCUCCAUCUAUUACAUGUGAUGAAUUCAUUGUUGAUAUAUCAUUGAGUCCCGCUAAGAAUAUAAUUGCUGUAGCUGAUAUUGUUGGUGAUAUUCAUCUAUAUGAAUUCAAUACAGAAGAAACAAAACUUGUCAACACACUAGAGGUACAUCUGAAAGCUUGUAGAGAUAUUGAAUUCAACAGUGAUGGGAAUAUAAUUUUCUCUACAGCCAAGGACAAAUCUAUAAUGGCUACAGAUGUUGAAACGGGAAAGCUAAAACGGUGUUAUGAGAAUGCACACCAGGAUCCAGUUUAUCGUUUACUUUGUUUAGAAAAUAACAAAAUUGUAACAGGAGAUGAUUGUGGUACAGUAAAAUUAUGGGAUGUACGUAAACCGGAUCCUGUAUUUUCAAUAAAAAUUGGCGAAGAGUAUAUUUCUGAUAUGAUAACAAAUGACGCACAAAAAUAUUUAGUAUGCUCGGAUGGAAGUGGUAUUUUAACAUCUAUUGAUCUCAAAGCUAGCAAAAUUUAUACAACAUCAGAAGAAUAUGACUGCGAACUUACUUGCAUGGGAUUGUUUCGUUCAGACACAAAGUUGCUAGUUGGAUCAUCUACAGGAAAAUUUUAUUUAUUCAACUGGAAGGAGUUUGGCCUUCACAGUGAUGAAUAUCUCGGUCAAAAACAUGCGAUCAGUUGUAUGGUACCUGUUACGCAGAACAUAGUUGUCACUUCCGGAGAGGACGGCGUUCUAAGGGCAGCGCAUAUGUUUCCACAACGACAACUCGGUAUCGUUGGUCAGCAUCGCCUACCUGUCGAACAUCUUGAUAUAAGCCAUGAUGGGCGCUACAUUGCUUCUUGUUCACAUGACAAUGAUGUUAAGUUUUGGAAUAUAUCCUAUUUUGAAUCAAUUGACAAUAUUAUUGAUGAAAAGCAUAACAAAAAACGGGAUAUGGUCAAUAAUUUGCCUUCAAGUAGUUUUAAAAAUGCGUCAGAUUUUUUUUCGGGUUUAGCAUAAUGUGUUCGACUUUACUAGCACGCAGUUAAGGAGAAAUAAAUCCAUUUUCUAAAA
Bombyx mori (domestic silkworm) is the source of this 2179-nucleotide messenger RNA. Its product is annotated as WD repeat-containing protein 55 homolog. The transcript has 7 exons. The coding region runs from base 893 to 2125 and encodes 410 amino acids. Gene Ontology annotation, molecular function: protein binding. Lineage: Eukaryota; Metazoa; Arthropoda; Insecta; Lepidoptera; Bombycidae. The record is from RefSeq and is a predicted model, not a curated record.